UGCCCUUUCAAAGGAUUGUUGGUGCACUUGAUUGACAAUGGUUGUUCAUGAGUGCAGUUUUCAAUGUGUUUACAGGUUCUAUUGUCACUGUUUGUCUGCAACAGUACACCUUCGCUUCGCUCGGCACAGGCUUCGCCUGUAGGGAGUCAUCGUAGUCUUGCCUCUCCCUCCGGGGGAAUCAUUAGUGUAGAAUGCUGGGCUACAGUAUUAAAUUGUCAAUAUCUACACAUGGGUGCAAGUGUUUAUACAUCAGCUUUACAGGACUAUCUGGACUAUUUCAUCAACUAUCAAAUAAUGCGUCACUUCGUUAUCAACUUCAAAUUAACUUAAUUCUUAUAAGCCUGUUAAAAAUACUUCCAGUUAGUUUCUGCCAAUAGUGAGGAUUAAGUCUGCCAGCCUUCCUACUUGCCAACAUUCCCAAGUGGUAAUAUCCACUUCCAGUGCCCUCGUUUUGCAAGAUAAUUGUCUGACGUUAGUGCCCCAGGACGACCAAAGUGAUAUGCACGCAACUAGAAAAGGGCCCGACAGAUGGAUUUGCACUGCACGAGAUUUUCUUCGGUCACAGUGUCUCAAAUCUGGACGGUCCUCUUCCUGCGCCCAGCGUUUGCGUCUUGUUCGAGGCACGCGUGGUGACCGGCUGAUGCCUGCAUAAGUCGUCGGCGCAUACAGCGAGCCGGAGCUUGAGCCGUUCGGAGCGUAUCGCUCGUCUCGGGGAAUA
Messenger RNA from Truncatella angustata, 718 nucleotides. RefSeq lists its product as uncharacterized. NCBI's taxonomy places the organism in Eukaryota, Fungi, Ascomycota, Sordariomycetes, Amphisphaeriales, Sporocadaceae. The transcript has a single exon. The annotation marks the transcript as partial. The record is from RefSeq and is a predicted model, not a curated record.